CUGCCGUGAUGGGAAGUCGGCCUACAAUGCAAUUCGGCUCAACAAUUCUUUGACAUUGAUACAGUUCUGGAUUACAAAAGUCAAAUUAACUUAACCAGUGACCUGUCCUCGCUGAAAUCUCACCUGACAGUGUCUGUUAACAUCAUGACCCCAACGCUGGAGAGUAGUCUUCAAGAUGUGAAGGAUGCCGUCGAUGUAAACACAACCUCUUUCAUCACAGAGCUGGAAGGGUCUGUUACUGAUGUUAACCUGACCACAUUUGCCCAGUCACUGAGGGAUCUAGGAGACGAGUUAGUGGCCAAUGCCACUACCUCUACAGAGGCUGCAGCAAUAUCAACUCGCACAGACCUGUAUAAUCAUGCUGCCUCACUGGACAACAUUGCAGCCAAUGAAUUACAAGAUCUGCAAACAUCUGUGAAUUCCUUGAAGACACACGUUGCAACCCUACAUAACCAGAAGAACCAGGUGGUUGUUGAUGUUGACAAAUUGAACGCAAGUCUGAGGAAUACAGAAGAUUUCCUGAACAAUGAUGCCACGCCUCUCUUAUCACAGGAAACUGAGAAAUACAUUGGCAGGGUUACAAGAACCCUCGAUACUUUUAUUAAUUACACCUUGGAUGCUGUAAAAUAUGACAUGGGAAAAUGUGAUAUUGUUUACAAGCUGUUUGCUGACAUGUUUACCAUUGGAGUUUGCAAAUACACUCUGGAUGCCUUUAAUGCGAUUUGGUUGGCCUUGGGCUGGUGUAUAUUCUUCUUCACUGUAAGCAUCGUGUUCGCUGUGAAACUUUCAAAACAUUUCCGACGCAUGCACCACCUGGAUGGCAGCUCUGCAACAAGAAAGCCUUCCUCAAAGGUGUUUCCAAGUGAAAAAGUGUCAUAGAGUCAUGGUAUCAAGGUUUCAUUUGUACAACAAAGUGGCACACAUAGACGGAUUCUAAACAACACAAGAAGAUGGAGUUCAAACCUGUCCAAAGCUGAGGAAUAAACUGUUUUUUCGGAUAUUUUUAACAAAAACAGCACUAGACAUCAGAUAUCAGUAUUUAUUGUUAAAUGUUCUGAAUGGUUUUUGAAAAAUUGAAAUGUAAUUAUCGACCACCUGUUAUAAAAUACCAGUACUGUGAUAACAAUUAAAGUAUGUUUAACUUACAAGCGUGUUGUUUAACAUGAAAUCAUGCAUACAGAAAAAUAAAUAUGAUAACGAAUGGUAUGUAUGCCAGCUGCAAGUAAUAUAUGCAUGUAUGUAUAAUAUUUUUCAGACAGAAAACAAGUCUAUUCUGUAUUGAGAUGUGAUCUCGAGGAACUGCUGAAAUAUUUUGUAACUUUUUUCCAGUAAAUUCGUCCUCAUGCAACUUCAACUUGAAAUCUAUUUUGAUGCACAUGUACCAGCAUACAGUCAAGGUAAAUGUAUAUGUAUAAUGGUGGGUUAAACUGAGAAUUGUUCUUAUAGCUUUUGGAGAAGAAAAACGUAUAUCUUAUGUUCAGGAAGGUGUGUCUUUUUUUUUUAUUUUAAUUUUAUGCUAAGUACUGGAAAACAAGUUGAGGUAAUGGUCUAUCAUCAACUAUGGUCUGUAUAGAAAAGUAGCAGAUUUCACUUUCUACCCAGUCAGUAUUGCGUAAUUGUUUCCCAUGCAUCAGAAUUUUCACAAUUUUAUCCUGACGAUAGCUAAAAUUUAAUUUUCUGUUCAAAUAGUAUCUAGAAGAAAUUAUUUUUUAUUAACAUUCCAAAAUGGCUCUGAUAUAUCUGUUGAACAUAAAGCUACAUUUACACAUAUUUCUUAUCCCAUUUAAGUCGACAAUACAUGUAAUAGUACAUGUAUUGUCAUAUAUAUUUCUUGUUGAAAAAUUUUAAUUUGUUGAUUUCAUUAACACCACACAGAUAAAUUUUAAGAAAAUUUAUUUUUAGGUUAGUUUCUCUUUGUUUUUUCAAAAGUAUAUUUUAUGAAUGUGAGCACAUUCCGGAUAGAAAAUGCUUGGAUUUUCUUUUUUAACAACAUAUAUGGCAGGUAUUUGUUGUGAAGAUAGAUGUAUACCAAAGUGCUAUUUUUUUGUGUUACUUUUUUGUGUUACUUUUUUUUAAUGUAGUUUGAUCAUUUUAUACAUGUAAUGUCAGCAUCCUUUAAUUUGAAUUGAGAUUUAUGUUUCCACUGAUCAUGUAGGUUAUAGAAAGGUCCUUCGGUUCAAAGUGAAUCUGUUACAUUCACAAGCCAUUUAGAACAUGUGGCUAAAUUAAAUUUGUAUAUUACUAUAUAUUACAAUGUGUGAUGGUGAAAUAUUAGUACUGUGUGUGUCUGCACAUGUGUAGAUGUAAAUAUUUAUAAUGAAUUAUGUGAAUAUGUGUAAACAUGAGUAUAUAUGAGUAUAUAUACUGUAUUUGACCUAACAUUUCGCCUUUAACCAAAUUCCUCCUGAUUCAGAGAGAAUUGUAUUUAUCCCAAGAAAGUUUUUUGAGGUUUGUUUGGAAAGUAGAAUGAUACCCUACAAGAAAUAUUUAAAUUUUAGAACCAACUAUAAUAAGGCAAAUGUAUUUGCCUCUAAAAAGUGCACAUGAUGUGUUUGUAUUUCUGAGAACCAAUGUUUGUACCAUACAGACAAACUGCACCUGUAAGUAAAUACACCAGUGAUGUACGCAUGAUCAUGUGCUGGUCUACGUGUGUGAUGCAGUGCAGUUUUUUUUGUAGUGUUACAUGUAUGUACAGAAUAGGAAAAUUGACACCAAAGAUUGUAAUCAGAGAUUGUCUUCAAGUCCUGUUUUUGGUCUUGAGCUUUGUUUUUGGAAGAAGAAAAAGUCCCCCCCCCUCCACCACCAC
Liolophura sinensis is the source of this 2806-nucleotide messenger RNA. Its product is annotated as prominin-1-like. Gene Ontology annotation, cellular component: membrane. NCBI's taxonomy places the organism in Eukaryota, Metazoa, Mollusca, Polyplacophora, Chitonida, Chitonidae. Bases 145 to 879 code for a protein of 244 amino acids. The transcript has 12 exons. The record is from RefSeq and is a predicted model, not a curated record.